GCUGACGCUAAGAACCGGAAGCGGAAGUGCGCAGCCGAAAGCUCCUCCCUCCGCUCCUCCCAGUGCCCGUCAACACCCCGCGGAGUUCGCAGCCCUGGGGCGGAAGUGGGCUUGCGGUUCCCAGGAGCAGCUUUGGGGUCCCGAUCCUGAGUAGAGGGACACAUGUGGACGGAGCGUGGAGCCGAAUGAGGGUCCGGGCGGGGGAGGGGCGUGGAGAGUCAGAGGUCAUGAAGCGGCGCCCAGCCGUUUGGAUGCAUUUAGUUGAAGGCUUUUCGCUGUGCCGAGACGCCGUCUGGUGUGGCAUCUCGGUGGGCGGGGAUGACCUCUCGUUCCUGAGCCUGACGGAGCCUCUAACUGCAGCUUUAGGGCUUUGGGGAGCCUGGGUCAAGUCCUGCGGGCAUCCCGUCCGCCCCCCUGCCUUCAUUCAGGGCUGGGCCUCGGAAGCGUUUUGCUCACCCCUUCCCUCUGCUUAUCUCGCCUGCCCCCAGGGACAUCUUGGGUGCAGACUGCAGUCAAUAAGUGAAGGAGCCUCCUGAUCCUGGCCUGGAUACCAGCACUUACCAGAAUGGAGUUCACGUUGCACGCCUACCUGCAACUGCAAAAUCUCCCAGGGGCUUCCAAGGCGAGUCAACGAGUCCCUUUCGCCGGAAGCGGAAGUGCGUGUCGGCGGGAUCAUGGCGACUUUUGCGGACUUUCCGGACUCUGUCCUGUUGGAGAUCUUCUCUUACCUCCCGGUUCGGGACAGGAUCCGCAUCUCCAGGGUCUGUCACCGCUGGAAGAGGCUGGUGGACGACCGGUGGCUGUGGCGACAUGUCGACCUGACGCUCUACACGAUGCGGCCUAAAGUCAUGUGGCACCUCCUUCGCCGGUACAUGGCAUCCCGGCUCCAUUCCCUGCGGAUGGGCGGCUACCUGUUCUCGGGCUCCCAGGCUCCCCAGCUGUCCCCCGCCCUGAUGAGGGCCCUGGGCCAGAAGUGCCCCAACCUCAAGCGCCUCUGCCUGCACGUGGCCAACCUGAGCAUGGUGCCCAUCACCAGCCUCCCCUGCACCCUGAGGACCCUGGAGCUGCACAGCUGUGAGAUCUCCAUGGCCUGGCUCCUCAAGGAGCAGGACCCCACCGUGCUGCCCCUGCUCGAGUGCAUCGUGCUGGACCGUGUCCCCGCCUUCCGCGACGAGCACCUGCAGGGCCUGACGCGCUUCCGCGCGCUGCGCUCGCUGGUGCUGGGCGGCACCUACCGGGUGACCGAGACCGGGCUGGAUAUGGGCCUGCAGGAGCUGAGCUACCUGCAGAGGCUGGAGGUGCUGGGCUGCACCCUCUCGGCCGACAGCACCCUCCUGGCCAUCAGCCGCCACCUCCGAGAUGUGCGGAAGAUCCGGCUGACCGUGCGGGGCCUCUCGGCCCCUGGCCUGUCGGUCCUGGAGGGCAUGCCGGCCCUGGAGAGUCUGUGCCUGCUGGGGCCGCUCAUCACCCCAGAAAUGCCUUCCCCGCAUGAAAUCCUCUCCUCCUGCCUCACCAUGCCCAAGCUCAGGGUCCUUGAGCUGCAGGGGCUGGGCUGGGAGGGUCAGGAGGCAGAGAGGAUCCUGUCUAAGGGGCUACCCCACUGUAUGGUCAUUGUCAGGGCCUGCCCCAAAGAGUCCAUGGACUGGUGGAUGUGACUGCACCAGCCGAGCCUGAGACCCCUCUCAGCUUUUAUUAAUGAGUCCCAGACCCUCUGAGCAGCACCUUACCAUGGGCAGGUAAUCCGGCUGGAGAGCUAUGAAGGCCACAGGUAGAGAGAACCUAAGCCUUGGCUCCUCCAUUAGAAUCAUGGUUUGCCAGCUGUGUGGCCUCUGUGACAUCAGCCAGCCUCUCGGAGGCCCUGUCCUCACCUCCAGAAAUGAGGAAGACCAUAGCUACCUCUGGGUUAUGUUGCAAAGCCUUACUCUUUACCAGCCCUGAGGCCCGAGAAGGUCCUGGAUGAAGAGCCAUUCUCAGGAACAGGACAGAUGUGGAAGGGUGGGUUAGGAGUUAGGGAGACCUGAGGGGUCAAGGCCCUUUAGGAAGCCUGGAAGGGCUGUCAACGCAUGUGCACCAGCACACUGACACAUCAUUGACACGCCGACACACCACUGACACGCCGACACACCACUGAUAGUCCUACAUGCACGCAGGAGACACGGAGAGAAGGGCAGAUACAACUCAUGCUUUGAUGUUCGAAAUGUUAAUAAAGUUUAUAAGUUGUCCUUUCAGUAUUUUGUAUUCUGUAUUUUCCAAGUUUUGCGCAAUAUAUAUUAUUUUGCUAUUAAAGAAAGAUAAUCACGUUUUUCAAAAAA
Lagenorhynchus albirostris (white-beaked dolphin) is the source of this 2312-nucleotide messenger RNA. It is a transcript of the gene FBXL12, whose product is annotated as F-box and leucine rich repeat protein 12. Bases 675 to 1655 code for a protein of 326 amino acids. The transcript is spliced from 4 exons. Gene Ontology annotation, biological process: SCF-dependent proteasomal ubiquitin-dependent protein catabolic process; positive regulation of protein ubiquitination. Gene Ontology annotation, molecular function: protein binding. Gene Ontology annotation, cellular component: SCF ubiquitin ligase complex. Lineage: Eukaryota; Metazoa; Chordata; Mammalia; Artiodactyla; Delphinidae. The record is from RefSeq and is a predicted model, not a curated record.